Molecule: messenger RNA, 1671 nt
Organism: Monosiga brevicollis MX1
Lineage: Eukaryota; Choanoflagellata; Craspedida; Salpingoecidae
Exons: 1
Coding region: 1-1671 (556 amino acids)
Biological process (GO): phospholipid biosynthetic process
Cellular component (GO): endoplasmic reticulum membrane
Molecular function (GO): glycerone-phosphate O-acyltransferase activity; glycerol-3-phosphate O-acyltransferase activity
Source: RefSeq, a predicted model, not a curated record
AUGUACAUCAAGGUUGAAGACACCACGGCUGUGCGGUGGUUCCUCACGUCCCUCGUCAGCAUCUUCUUUCGCGAGGUCGAGACACGCAACAGCCAUACUGUCCCCGUGCGCGGCCCGGUCAUCCUGGUAUGCGCUCCACACUGGAGCCAAUUCGUGGAUGCCGUCCUGGUCAUGAGCACCAAUCGCCGGCCCAUCAAGUUUUUGACAGCCGCCAAGACCAUGCGCCGACGCUUUGUGGGUGCUUUCUCCCGGUACCUGGGCUGCAUCCCCGUGGAACGACCUCAGGACCUGGCUACCAAAGGCAAAGGCACCAUCAGCGCCGCCACCGGGGCCACGACCGUGGUGGGUAAAGACACCCAGUUUACGAAGGAUCUCACGCCCGGCAGUGGUUUUGCUGUCGACGGCCACGUUUUCAAGGUUGAAAAGGUGAUCAGCGACACAGAGGCUGAGGUUCGCGACGGCCCAUCCGAGGGUUUCAAAGACGUUGCCUUUAAAGUUUACCCGCGCCUGAACCACGAUGAUCUUUACGAGAUGGUUUACGACGCCCUCAAGCGGGGGGAGGCCAUUGGCAUCUUCCCAGAGGGUGGGUCUCAUGAUGGGUCCAUGCUGCUCCCCUUCAAAGCCGGCGUAGCGCAGAUGGCCCUUGGCGCCAUGGCGGCGGGCUCCCCACCCGUACGCCUCAUUCCCGUAGGCCUGACAUACUUUCACGGCCAUCGCUUUCGGUCGCGCGCCAUGGUCGAGUUUGGCGAUCCCAUCAGCAUUGAGCAGGAUAUGGUCGAAGCCUACCGUAAUGGCGGCGAUGCCAAACGUGGUGCCUUUGACAAGCUUCUCAAGCGCGUGCAAGAGGCCGUUGAGGCCGUCACCAUUACAGCUCCUGACUACGAGACCCUCAAACUUUUGUGGGCUGGCCGCCGCCUGUACAAGCCCGAAAACCUCGAGCUAUCCACCGAACAAACGCAGCAGCUCACGAUCCGCUUCUCCGAGGCCUACGUCCAACUCAAAAAUGAGCCCGAGGUGCAGGCCUUGCGGAGCGAUCUCGCCGUGUACAACGACGCUCUUCGUGCUGCUGGCUUGCACGACCACGAGGUGGUGCAGACCACCGUUUUGCAAGAGUCUGAAAUCUUCAGCGGCGUGCUCCAAAAGGGCUUCCUAGUGCUUAUUCAGACGGUGGUUUUGAUCCCCUUUAUGGUGUUUGGUCUACCCAUUCUGUUUGCAUGUCGCGUGGUAUCCACCUUCAAGGCCCGUGCUGCGGCCGCCUCAUCCGCCGUCAAGGAGCACGGUCGCGAUGUCGUCGCAACAUGGAAAGUCCUGACAGCCCUUAUGAUUGUGCCCAUCUGUCUGGUUCUGUACAGCAUCCUCCUGGGCCAGCUGAUUCACCCACGCCUGACGGGUAUCUCUUGGUGCCUUCUCCCCAUUAUCAUGCUUGGCUCAUUACAUCUCUGGGAUCACUAUACCGAUCUCGUCAAGCAAUUGCGGGGUCUCUUGGCCCUCAUGAUCUCCAAGCAGCAAACUGUGGAGCUGUAUUAUCAGCGCUGCAAGCUCAAGCGUCGCAUCCGUGCGCUCGUCAACCGCGCUGCUGAUGACAUGGGCAUUGAUCGCAUGUUUGACGAGAAGGACUUUAUGGGUGAAGCUGAUCACGGCCUCGAGCUCGACGAACUCCUGUCGAUGUAA